AUGGCUCAGAUGGUUGUGAGUACCAUCGUCUAUGGAAAAAAUGCUCAUUAUAGUUUAAAAGAUCCACAAGCGAUUUUGCAAUGUGCAGGCAAUACCGUCUUCCGAGCGAGCAGGUGUAGAUGCAAUAUGUUACAAAAUUAUCGGUUCUCUAUGGUGCAAAUUGAACAUCAGGGUCAGCAUGUCAAAUUUUUUUCCACGAACGAUUGCACUGGAAGUACAAUCGGGGCUUACACCCUAUCUGGUUGCUAUGACCUGACCAACAAGACAAUCAAUUCCAUGCACAAGGUUAGCGCUUGGAUGUUGAAGCAAUCAAUGCAUGGGAUACACGACGCUUGUGUGAAAUUGUUUUCCUGUGUUGAAUAUAAUCCCAUGGAAGAGCUGAUGAUGUUACGCAGUUAUCAUCAAUUCGUCUCAAAGUCUUCGGUGUUGUCAACCAGUUCAGUGCAAGCCAAUUAUUCAUUUCUAGAUGCAGGAAUAAUUGUUGUUUGCCAACACAACCCAAAAGAGAACAAUGAGAUCCGAGGAUCCGAUAGUAAUAAUGACGACAAUGAUGUUUCGAUAGUUAGUCCAUUAGGUCACGGAUUAGCCAAUGGAACAACUAGUCAACGCCCUCAUCCAUAUUAUGUCACAUUAACAGAGCCUCGAUUAUGUGGUGGAGUGUUCCUUUCCAUCAUACCAGAGACAUGGAUAUUAACAGCUGCCCAUUGCGUCUACCAUCAUUAUCACUCUCGCCGUAAUAAUAAUAGUCAAGAUGAUGAUGAUGAUGUUGAUGAUGGUGAUGUUGAUGAUGAUGACAAAGAAACUAUUAUUCAAAAACCUAGCGGCAAAAUCCGAUAUGGUCAAAGUACUAGUAAUAGUGCAUACGCUCCAUUCCAUCGUGUCAUCAUUCAUCCCAUGUACAAUCCUGACAAUGAAACUUCUCCAUUUGGAUAUGGGGAUAAUAAUGAUAGAGAAGAAGACGAUGGUCAUAUCACCAUGACUACCAUCUAUGAUCUUGCCUUGAUCCAAUUAGAUAAUCCCAUUCCUAUUGAGAACGUUGAUGGUGAUGAUGGUGAUGUAUUCGUUGACCAACAACAACAACAGCAAUUACGAACAGUUCAAGCCAUUCCUAUCUAUAUGUCAUCAGCAUCUCUGUUUUCAUCUUCUGCAUUACCUUCAUCGUAUGUAAUAUCAUCAACAUCAUCAUCAUUGCGGUCGUCAUUAUCUGUAUUAUCAACAUUAAAAUCAGCAUCAAUGUCAACAUUUGCAUUAUCAUCUUCAUUUGCAUCAUUUCCUUCAUCACCAUCAGCGACUAUAAAAUCGUCACCGUCAACGACUAUAAAAUCAUCACCAUCAGCGACUAUAAAAUCGUCACCAUCAGCGACUAUAAAAUCAUCAGCAUCAGCGACUAUAAAAUUAUCACCAUCAGCGAUGGUAACACCAUCAUCAUCAACAGCAGCAUCAGCAUCAUUGUCAUCUUCCUUUACUAAUACAUCGACAUUCAUGGAAUGUAUGGGAAUGGGGGCCACACAGUUCGAACCAGAUAGCGAGUCCAGCGAGCUAAUGACGGCGGUAUGUAGUUUGACACAGGAUCAUCGUCUCACUGGGAUUUUUACGCCAUAUCUACCAGCGGUCAGCAUCACCCAGUUCGAAUCAUCGUCAUUAUCGAAAUCGCUAUGUCAUGGAGACUCUGGUGGUCCUUUGGUCGUUUCACAACCACAACAAGAUUAUUUGGAUGGCGUUUUAAGUCGAAUCAUGUAUGCGUAUGACCCGACUCCGGAUCAACCGACAUGUCCUUUGGCUGAGACAACCUUAUCCAUGAUCAACGUGUAUGUCAAACCAUCAUUUCAUCUGGAUUGGAUCAGUCAUGCUUCUGGUUUGGAUAUUCAUACCUUGACCACGCCAUCCAAACCUUUCGCCGUCGUCCUUCCAUCCAUCAGCUAUGCCAACCACGUCCUACCUUGUUUCUCUCUUACAUUCCUUUGUUGUUGUCUUGUUUGGAUCUUGCUUUAUUCUUGA
Halteromyces radiatus is the source of this 1998-nucleotide messenger RNA. RefSeq lists its product as uncharacterized. Gene Ontology annotation, biological process: proteolysis. The coding region runs from base 1 to 1998 and encodes 665 amino acids. Gene Ontology annotation, molecular function: serine-type endopeptidase activity. Lineage: Eukaryota; Fungi; Mucoromycota; Mucoromycetes; Mucorales; Cunninghamellaceae. The transcript is spliced from 5 exons. The record is from RefSeq and is a predicted model, not a curated record.